GCGAAAAUACUUUGACCGUAAUCAAAAGAGUCUUUGCCUUGAAAUUAAAAAAAGAUGAAAUUAAUACAUUGAAAAGCUAUUCAAAGAUUGGCACGUCUACAAUUUUCAGAAAUGAAGUAAAAGUGCGCAUAACCGACAAGUGCAUUUUGAAAAAGCAUUGGUGAGGCUUCAAAAAGAUAUAUCGCUUUCAGUUACAUGACAGCUUACAUUUGAUCGAAGUCGUUACACAAUGGAACUAGCUAGAGCCAAUGAUGACAAACCGAAAGCCAAAAGGCGAAGAGAAACUGGAUUCGAAGAAUACGGAGGAUACAUGGGAGCGAAGGAGAGAAAACUGGCACUUCAAAAUGAGCAAAGACACAUCAACUUCAAUAAAGAAGUGUCAUCCAUCUCCUGUGACAGCACAAUCUCAAAAUCAAAUGCGAACAUUUUCAUAGGAACUAAAAUCCAUAUAAAUGGAUACACAAAGCCCUCCUCUGAUGCUUUGCGUGAUAUGAUCGUAUCCAGGGGAGGCCAGAUGGUGCACUUCUUCCAGAAGACGAAAGUGACUCACAUGCUGGCCAUGAACCUGCCACAGUCUAAAAUCAACUCACUUCUCAAGGUCAACACCGCCCAGGGAGGACAAAGCGGUCAUUCCUCUCAACCAGUGAAGGUUGUUCAUCCCAACUGGAUUCUGGAUUGUGUAGCAGCUGGUCGACUGCUGUCAAGUACUCCCUAUCUUCUGUUCACGGAAGAGGGACAGAAGAGAAGUGAAGUCCAGAGACGAGUAAAGUCACCUUCACAUUCGCCGUCUGCGAUACCAAAACAACCGGCAAUUUCUUCUGAAGAAUCGACGAUAGAACAAAUGAUAGUCGGUGAAUCUGAAACAAGACCAAUCUCAGAUAAUACCGGUGAUGCUCUUUUUGAGUCUAGUGGCAUACUAUUUGAAGAAACCUCUUCGAAUGAAAAAACAACUGAGAUUCCCAGAAAUCAACAACUGAAUGCAUCGCAGGAAGGCGAGGGCAGGAGAAAGGAUGAGGUUGGGAUACUCGCCUCGGCAAACGUCGAUUUCCCAAGUGAUAACUUAUCGCUUCUUAUCACUGAAUCUCUUUUUGAGGAGUCUCAAAAACAACAGGAAACUGACGAGCCUCCAGCUGAAAAUAUUUCGAAUCUAAUUGAGUUUGAAUCUGGCACUAGCAAUAGAAAAAAGUGCGAAAACAGCGCAGCAUUAGAUCGAGUUCAUCAAUGGAAGCUGACCUCGAAUCCCAACUACGAAUCAAGUACAUGCAUGCAAACAAAUAGACUUACUGUAGCUUCUUCUUCUAAAUUUGAUAGUUCGUCUAGAAUUGCGAAAGCAGGUGACAAAGAUUUCCUCAAAGAAUUCUACGGAAACUCUAGGCUUCAUCACAUCUCGAUGUGGGGCUCACAGUUCAAACAGCUGGUCAAACAAUUCCAGACCAAACCUCCAAAAGACGCGAUAAAUUGGGACACUUUUGAACCUCAAGACGCAGAUUUUAACUUGAGCAGCAUUAAUCAUAGGUGCAAACCAUGUUGCUGGGAACCAGCGUUAAACGAUCAUUCAAAUGAAGUGAAAGUUAUUCUGCAUGUAGAUAUGGACUGUUUCUUUGUGAGUGUGGGUCUUUUGAAGCAUCCGGAGUUGAGAGGCCAGCCGGUUGCAGUCACACAUAGCAAGGGAUCCGGUCCCGUAGUCAGUGACGAAGUCUCUGGAGGCACCAAGACCGAUAUCCUUAAAUCGUAUGCCGAAAUCGCUAGUUGCAGUUAUGAAGCUAGAUCUCGAGGCGUGAAGAACGGAAUGCUGAUGAAAAACGCGGUGGUUCUCUGUCCCGAACUGAAGACUAUACCCUACAAUUUCGAGGAGUACCACGAAACUGCGGCAACUAUGUAUAAUAUUGUUGCUAGAUAUUCACGGGUUAUUCAGGCAGUAAGUUGUGACGAGUGUUUUGUAGACAUCACGAACUGUGUGAACAAAUCUAACUUGACUCCAUGUCAAAUUGCGACCUUAAUAGUAUCGGAAAUAUUUGCUAAAACCAAGUGUAGCGCAUCUGUUGGCGUUUCGACUAAUAUGCUUCUGUGUCGCUUGGCCACAAAGAGCGCUAAGCCGAACGGAAUUUUUUCUAUCGGAAGUGAAAAUCAAAGAGUUUUGUUCAAACAUUUAGACACGCUCAAUGUAAUGGACUUACCAGGCGUCGGAUUCUCGAGUCGAAGCCAGUUGCAAUCUCUCGGAAUUGCUACGAUCGCCGACUUGAGGCUCCGGGAGCUAGUCGAGCUGAAGUCCGUUCUCGGCGGAAAAACAGGUGAAAUGUUGUAUAACUAUAGUCGUGGAAUCGAUAACAGAGAACUUAAUAGUGUUAUUAAACGCAAAAGUGUAUCGGCCGAAAUAAAUUAUGGAAUUAGACUCUCAAAAAUGGAUCAAGUUUACAGUUUUGUUGGAGAGCUGAUUUGCGAAGUUCAUAGACGGUUAUUGGAGUGUGAGAUGGUCACAAAAAGUAUUUGUUUGAAAUUGAGAAUAAGAGCACAAGACCAACCGAAGGAAACGAAAAAGUUCAUGGGUUGUGGAAUCUGCGAUACAGUCAACAAAUCCAAAAAUUUGCUUUCAUAUUCGAACAAUUUAGACUUACUGAAACGAGAAGUGUCACAGAUACUGAAAAAUAUCAAGUUCGACCCUUCCGACUUGCGAGGAGUGGGGAUUACUCUGAAUAAACUAGCAGAUGAAAGCAACACUGUUUCACCAUCUAAAUUCAGAGACAUUUCCAAAAUGUUUUCCAGGUCCAGAAAUUCGAACGUAAAUUGUAAAAAAGAGUUAAAAUAUCCACCUACUGCUGGUGGAAAUUCAGCAGCGGCAAAAAAUGUAUCAGAAGCCGUGAAAAAAUUAAAGCUAUGCCAAGUUGGUUCCAUGAAAACGCAUCAGCCAGAAACUGAAUAUCAUUGCGACAAGAAUGAAAGUGUAUCUAAUUUACGGAGAAAUUCAACUUUGUGGUCUAAAGCUGCGCAGAAAAGCGGAGUUUAUAUAAGCCCGAACGAAAAUAAUGAACCAGGACCGUCGGAGUGCAGACUGCCGACGAUCGAUUUGGACGACUUAAAUGACUACUUACUCGACUCAGACGACAAUGACCCUAGUGUCGCUAUAACAUCGAAGGUCAAAAGGUCACCUGAUGUGAACACCCGUCUAAUGCAGAAUCAGAGAGCCAAAUCGAGGCGCAAAACUCAAAUUCAAAACCAAAUCACAAUUCGUUAUGUGGCACCAGAGGUCAAAAAGAGCGUUUGGAAUCGAAGUGAACCCGCGAAAAACAAAAAGUUUGCGAGUAAUAUAGAUGACAACAAAUACGAAGAGCAGUUUCCAUGUUUUGGAGACACUUCGAACAUAGACGAAGCAUGCAAACUUCUCUAUGAUUGGAUUACGGAACCAAACUCAGAGCUCACCGAAAUGGACAGUGACAUCCUGGCUGAUUUUUGCAGUGAGUUGAUCAAAAGAGAUUACCUGUUCCAACUGACUGUCUUUCUCCGAUGCAUGCGACGACUCAUAGUGGGUAGAAAUUCACCAGAAUGGAACUCUGUCUUCAACCAAGUCUGCUCAAGGGCAUUAGAAAACGUGAGAGCAAAAACGGGAAUCAAACUCAAAUUGUGAAAAAAAAAAUUAAUCAAUGGCAUCUAAAUGAGUUAUAUCCUAGGUAAAUGGAACAAUAUUUUAGCACUA
Messenger RNA from Symsagittifera roscoffensis, 3691 nucleotides. Its product is annotated as DNA repair protein REV1-like. The coding region runs from base 230 to 3622 and encodes 1130 amino acids. The transcript is spliced from 6 exons. Gene Ontology annotation, biological process: error-prone translesion synthesis; error-free translesion synthesis. The record is from RefSeq and is a predicted model, not a curated record. NCBI's taxonomy places the organism in Eukaryota, Metazoa, Xenacoelomorpha, Acoela, Convolutidae. Gene Ontology annotation, molecular function: DNA-directed DNA polymerase activity; damaged DNA binding; deoxycytidyl transferase activity. Gene Ontology annotation, cellular component: nucleus.